GGGCUGAGCGGCCCCCCCCGGGCCCUGCCGAGCCAGACUUCGCUGCACACCAGAGCUGGCCCCGGCCUCGGGACCGAGCCGUCCAGAGCCGCUUCCCCCUCGCCCGGGACGGGGCCAGCACCGGGACCCGAGCGUCUCGGCAGCGUCCCCUGGGCGCCCCGUCCAGCAUGAGCCGCCAGGGCAUGGCCGCCCACACCCAGACCCGCAUCCGCACGGAGCGCUUCGCCGACAGCUACACGCUGCUGGGCCGGGAGCUGGGCAGGGGCAAGUUCGCGGUGGUGAAGAAGUGCCUGGAGAAGGCCACGGGCCAGGAGUUCGCAGCCAAGUUCCUGCGGAAGAGGCGCAAGGGCGAGGACUGCCGGCUCGACAUCAUCAACGAGAUCGCCGUGCUGGAGCUGGCCGCCCGCAGCCCCCACGUGGUGGAUCUGCACGAAGUCUACGAGACGCCCGCCGAGAUCGUGCUGGUGCUGGAGUGCGCGGCCGGCGGGGAGAUCUUCCAGCAGUGCGUGGCGGAGCAGGACGAGGCCUUCACCGAGCGGGACGUGAUCCGGCUGGUGCGGCAGAUCCUGCGUGGCGUCGCCUACCUGCACCAGAACAAUGUCGUCCACCUGGACCUGAAGCCCCAGAACAUCCUCCUGACCAGCAGCAGUCCCCUGGGCGACAUCCGCAUUGUGGACUUCGGGCUGUCGCGCCGGGUGGACGCCGUGCGGGAGGUGCGCGAGAUUCUGGGCACGCCGGAGUACGUGGCCCCCGAGGUCCUGAGCUACGAGCCCAUCAGCACAGCCACCGACAUGUGGAGUGUCGGGGUGCUGACCUACGUCAUGUUGACGGGCGAGUCGCCGUUCCUGGGUGACACCAAGCAGGAGACCUUCCUGAACAUCUCGCAGGUGAACGUGCAGUUCCCGCCCGACGUCUUCCAGGGCAUCUCUGCCCAGGCCAUCGACUUCAUCCGCUCCCUGCUCGUCAAGAACCCCAGGAAGCGGGCCAAGGCCGAGCAGUGCCUCCAGCACCCCUGGCUGGCCCCGGCCCCAGCCCCGGCCCCGGCGGUGGAGCUGGUGUCCCCGGUGCGGGCUGAGAUGGAGCAGGCCCCGGCGAGCGAGGGCAGCAGUGGCCCCGAGGAGGAGAAGGAGCUGGUGCUGGUGGCCUCCUACACAAUGCCCUGCCCCUGCCGGCAGCUGGGGGGCCUGGAGGGGCGGGACACGGAGCUGCCCGGGGCGCGGAAGCCGUUCCCAGCCCUGCAGGAGAUUGCCCAGGAGCUGGUGUGCUGAGCUGGCAGCCCGCGCCCCCUCUGCCCGCUGCCUUGGAGAGCAGCACGCAGGACUCGCCGUGGGCCUGCUGGGCACAUUUCCGAGCCUGCCCCGGACUCGGGAGGGACGGGCCCCUGGAGGGGUGGCCUCCCUGGGAGCAGGAGCAGCUUCGCCUCGGUCCCGGGAGAGCCAGACGGGAUAGGUUGGGUCACUGGGGGGGAGGGGAGCCCCCCACUGUCAGUGAUGGGGACAGGAGCACCCGUUACCAGCAGGAGCUUGCUGGGGUCACUGCCCCACAGAGCUGGACCAGGCAGCGGCUGCAGGAGGAGACCGAGCCCCUGUGGCCUCUAUGGGAGACAAACACCUUGGAAAAGCCCUGGGGGUCACCCCUAGAUCCCCACAAUUCAAACUGCAAACCGAAAUCUGCAGCAGCUUCUUCUGGAGUUGGGCAGAGCAGCUGCCGGCAGGAGCACAGGGCCUGGCAGGGCAGAGGCUGCUUCAGCUCCGAACCCGGGAAGCUCCAUUUGGGGGCUACGGCACAGGGAUGCCCCCCCGUCCUGGUGUGGGGCAUGGAAGGGCCCCACGGCCUGGCCCCGCCCCACCCAGCAGCAGACCCAAGCUUUGCCUCUUGUUUCUGAAUUAGCAAAUAAUGUACUGGUCCACUUGGGCCGGGGGGAGGUCCACUGGGCCGCAGUGACUCACUGUUCUGUGCCAACGUGCUGGACACGGGGAGAGCCCUGGUGAGGGCAAGGGGCAGGUGGCACCAGGAGGUGGCCGUGCCACCAGAUUUCCACUGACGCUCCAGGUGCCGAUUGCAGGGGAAACUGGAGCAGCCCACGGUCUGCCUGCCUUCCCACCUUGGCAUCAGGCCGCCAGGCAGGGACCGAACCGGGAGCUCCUGCCAGCGGGUGCCUGGCCCAGCAGGUGUCUGGCCCAGCAGGUGGUGCCAGUGGGCUCCAGCUCAGGGCAGCCUGUGGGGCAGCAGCCAGGGCCUGGCGCUCCCAGCUGCGGCCGCGCCCGGCGCUGGGCUUGGCGGCCGCGCUGCCGGGUGCUGCCGCUUGCCCCGUGGUUGCUUCAUGGUUUUGAAAUAAAGGAUUAAAGUUUCUCUCUUUAAAAA
This is a messenger RNA of Caretta caretta (loggerhead turtle), 2364 nucleotides long. Its product is annotated as serine/threonine-protein kinase 17A. The record is from RefSeq and is a predicted model, not a curated record. Lineage: Eukaryota; Metazoa; Chordata; Testudines; Cheloniidae. Gene Ontology annotation, biological process: positive regulation of apoptotic process; protein phosphorylation; intracellular signal transduction. Gene Ontology annotation, molecular function: protein serine/threonine kinase activity; ATP binding. Gene Ontology annotation, cellular component: nucleus.